AUGCUUACAUCGAUAUCUCUGCCCACUUUCUUUUGGAGAAAGACAACAAAGUUCCUUCUUAAGAGGAUGCUGACAAGCCGCGAGACAAAGACGAUCGACAGCGGUUGCCUACAACGUACAAAGGUCAAGUUGGUACGAGAUCACCUUACGGCUCACGUUCUCUUCGCAGCCGAUCGUUCGUCGCAGCGCCCGCUCGGUCCUCCGCCGCACCUCACCAUACACUUUUGUAAACCGACUACGACGACUAUUAUCGCGCGAUCUCGGUGCGGAGAUGCUUUUCAUAAUGCGUCCAGA
Messenger RNA from Brenthis ino (lesser marbled fritillary), 294 nucleotides. The record is from the annotation of a GenBank genome assembly. NCBI's taxonomy places the organism in Eukaryota, Metazoa, Arthropoda, Insecta, Lepidoptera, Nymphalidae.